Rhododendron vialii is the source of this 2172-nucleotide messenger RNA. RefSeq names its product cytochrome P450 71AP13-like. Lineage: Eukaryota; Viridiplantae; Streptophyta; Magnoliopsida; Ericales; Ericaceae. The transcript has 2 exons. Gene Ontology annotation, molecular function: monooxygenase activity; iron ion binding; oxidoreductase activity, acting on paired donors, with incorporation or reduction of molecular oxygen. The record is from RefSeq and is a predicted model, not a curated record. The coding region runs from base 269 to 1801 and encodes 510 amino acids.
AUCUUGGUCUCUCUCUCUCUCUCUCUCUCUCUCUCCUCCCUUUCUCUCUCUACCCUCAUGCUCUUCCACCACACCCUCCAAAAACUCAUCCAACUCCUUAGCAAGUCUCACCCCAUUUACUCUAUUCACCCACUUAAGCCAUGGCACAAAAUCUCCAAUGUCAAAAAACCCCCCAGUAACUCCACAAACUCCCCCAAAAUCGCCUUAAACCCCUUCCUGCCCCCUCCUCCUCCUCUACCCCCGAACUGGUGCCAACUAGUCACCUCCAAUGGCCAUCCUUCAAUGGCUGAGAGAUAGUCUCCUGCCCUCCUUUAUUUUUGCAUCAACUUUGCUAGUAGUGGUGAUUCUGAUUCUGAAGCUUCUCUCAAAAGAGAAAUCAAGGACAAGAAAUCUCAACCUCCCACCAAGCCCUCCAAAGCUACCCAUAAUUGGGAAUCUCCACCAGCUAGGGGGCAUGCCCCACCUCUCCCUCCGCCGCCUCACGGACAAAUUCGGUCCCAUCGUUCACUUGCAACUGGGUGAGAUUCCGACGGUCGUGGUUUCAUCGGCUAAACUGGCCAAGGAAGUGAUGAAAACUCACGACCUCGCCCUCUCGAGCCGCCCCCAGAUCUUCUCGGCCAAACACCUUUUCUACGACUGCACCGAUGUCGCAUUCUCGCCGUACGGUGCUUACUGGCGGCACAUACGUAAGAUUUGCAUACUUGAGCUGCUAAGCGCGAAGCGGGUCCAAUCGUACAGCUUUGUGAGAGAAGAAGAGGUUGCUCGUUUGGUUCAUAGGAUUGCCGAAUCCUGUCCCGACGCCGCGGACUUAACCAAGCUCCUCGGACAGUACGCAAACGACGUCCUUUGCAGAGUUGCGUUGGGGAGGGAUUUCACAGAGGGCGGGGACUACGAUCGCCACGGGUUCCAAAAGAUGCUCGAGGAGUACCAGGUGCUGCUCGGAGGAUUCAGCGUGGGAGAUUUCUUCCCGUCCAUGGAGUUCAUACAUACUCUGACUGGCAUGAAAUCGAGACUCCAGAACACUUUUCGACGUUUUGACCGGUUUUUCGACGAGGUGAUAGAGGAGCAUCUCAAUCCCGAGAGAGAAAAGGAAGAGCACAAGGACCUUGUGGAUGUCUUGCUUGAGAUUCAGGAAAAAGGGGAUUCUGAAAUGACUCUCACCAUGGACAACGUCAAGGCCAUCAUUCUGGACAUGUUUGCAGCAGGAACCGACACAACCUUCAUAACUUUAGACUGGGGAAUGACGGAGCUAAUUAUGAACCCCAAGGUCAUGAAAACAGCACAAGCUGAAGUAAGAAGUGUUGUUGGAGAGAGAAAAACCUUGUUAGAAACCGACCUGCCGCAGCUGCACUACCUGAAAGCCGUUGUCAAAGAGAUCUUUCGGUUACAUCCCCCUGCACCGGUGCUAGUCCCAAGAGAGUCUAUGGAAGAAGUAACCAUUGAUGGGUACAACAUUCCUGCUAAAACAAGGUUCUUUGUCAAUGCAUGGGCUAUAGGGAGGGACCCAGAGAGUUGGGAAAAUCCAGAAGUAUUUGAACCAGAUCGAUUCAUGGGUAGCGCUAUCGAUUUCAAAGGGCAGGAUUUUGAGUUGAUACCUUUUGGUGCGGGCAGAAGAAGCUGCCCCGCGAUUACGUUUGGGACAGCGACUGUUGAGUUGGCUCUGGCUCAACUUCUCCACAGCUUUGAUUGGGAGCUUCCCCCUGGAAUUCAGACCAGUGAUUUGGACAUGACUGAAGUUUUCGGCAUCACAAUGCAUAGGGUAUCUCAUCUCGUCGUGGUGGCUAAACCACGCUUUGUUUGAGCCAGAACUUCAUAGGUAGAAAUUAAAUAACACUUGAGGAAUCGACUCCAAAAUGAUCCUCAAUCCAAUAUCAUGAAGAAGUACCACUUCAUCGUAUCGACAAAAAGAUGAGAAACAAUGAGAACCCUGUUCUGGCAAAGAGAAAAUUAGUAUGAAUCAUGUGCUUAUAGAGUAUUGAGUCAAACCUUAUAGCAAACAAAUGACUAAAUGUGAUCCUUAUGCUUGGCACACAGCCAAAUACUUUCGUGUAGUCCCAAGUCACAGUAACAGGAUUUAACAUCCUUUUGUUUCCAUUAAAUGUUGAGCAUGGCAUUUGAGAUUUGUACUUUCAACAAUGGUAUGCUGUGCUAAUAAAGUAUUUCUCAAGACAA